Molecule: messenger RNA, 1662 nt
Organism: Iphiclides podalirius (scarce swallowtail)
Lineage: Eukaryota; Metazoa; Arthropoda; Insecta; Lepidoptera; Papilionidae
Source: the annotation of a GenBank genome assembly
AUGUUGCAUUUAAAGAACAUUGCAAAAACAGUUGCAGCACCUCUGAAAAACUCAGUACAAAAUGAGGCAGUCAAUAAUAUGCUAAGAAUUGCACCUGCAGCUGUUAAUGUUUGCUGCCGGACCUAUGCAAGCCAUGAAAUUCCAGAGAGGCUUAAAGAUGUGCCGACGAGUGCAAACCCAAGGUUCUUCGAUAUGGUAGAAUACUUCUUUCACAGAGCUUGCCAGGUAAUUGAAGAUAAAUUGGUAGAAGACAUGAAGUCUAGAGUUUCUAUAGAAGAGAAAAAAAAGAAGGUGGCCGGCAUCUUAAAGCUAAUGCAGCCAUGUGACCAUAUCCUAGAGAUUCAAUUUCCUCUUAAACGUGAUUCCGGCGAUUACGAAAUGAUUCUAGGAUAUCGCGCUCAACAUUCUUCCCACAGGACUCCAACAAAAGGAGGUAUUAGAUUCUCAACGGAUGUGACCAGAGAUGAGGUUAAAGCCCUGUCCGCAUUGAUGACUUUCAAAUGCGCAUGCGUCGACGUCCCCUUCGGCGGAGCUAAGGCGGGCAUCAAGAUCAACCCUAAGGAAUACUCCGAACAUGAACUGGAGAAGAUCACUCGUCGUUUCGCCCUCGAGCUGGCUAAGAAGGGUUUCAUUGGCCCUGGCGUGGACGUGCCUGCCCCCGACAUGGGGACCGGUGAGCGCGAGAUGUCCUGGAUCGCAGACACCUACGCGAAGACCAUCGGCUACCAGGACAUCAACGCCCACGCCUGCGUCACCGGGAAACCCAUCAACCAGGGAGGUAUCCACGGUAGGGUUUCCGCAACCGGCAGAGGAGUGUUCCACGGCCUGGAGAACUUCAUCAACGAAGCCAACUACAUGAGCAUGAUUGGCACAACUCCCGGCUGGGGCGGCAAAACGUUCAUCGUGCAGGGCUUCGGCAACGUGGGGCUGCACACGUGCCGCUACCUCGUCCGCGCGGGCGCCACCUGCAUCGGUGUGAUCGAGCACGACGGCGCCAUCCACAACCCCGAGGGGAUCGACCCCAAGGCCUUGGAGGACUACAGGAUCGAGAACGGCACCAUCGUGGGCUUCCAAGGCGCCAAACCCUACGAGGGUGAGAACAUGUUGUAUGAAAAGUGCGACAUUUUGGUGCCCGCCGCGGUCGAGCAGGUCAUCCACAAAGAAAACGCCCACAAAAUUCAAGCGAAGAUCAUCGCCGAAGCUGCCAACGGCCCUACAACUCCUGCCGCCGACAAGAUCCUUAUUGAUCGCAACAUCUUGGUCAUCCCCGACUUGUAUAUUAACGCCGGUGGUGUGACCGUUUCAUUCUUUGAAUGGCUGAAAAACCUUAACCAUGUCUCAUACGGACGUCUUACAUUCAAAUACGAACGCGAGUCCAACUACCAUUUAUUGGAAUCCGUACAGGAGUCCCUGGAAAGGCGUUUUGGCCGCGUUGGAGGACGCAUCCCGGUAACUCCUUCCGAAUCCUUCCAAAAGAGGAUUUCUGGCGCUUCCGAAAAAGACAUUGUGCAUUCAGGCCUUGAUUACACAAUGGAGAGAUCUGCUAGAGCUAUCAUGAAGACCGCUAUGAAGUUUAAUCUAGGUCUGGAUUUGAGAACAGCAGCAUACGCAAACUCCAUUGAGAAGAUUUUCACGACGUAUGCUGAUGCUGGUCUUGCAUUC